Molecule: messenger RNA, 2244 nt
Organism: Phlebotomus argentipes
Lineage: Eukaryota; Metazoa; Arthropoda; Insecta; Diptera; Psychodidae
Product: protein KRI1 homolog
Exons: 2
Coding region: 58-2244 (728 amino acids)
Biological process (GO): endonucleolytic cleavage in ITS1 to separate SSU-rRNA from 5.8S rRNA and LSU-rRNA from tricistronic rRNA transcript (SSU-rRNA, 5.8S rRNA, LSU-rRNA)
Cellular component (GO): nucleolus; 90S preribosome
Source: RefSeq, a predicted model, not a curated record
AAAUGUCACUUUCACACGUGUUGUUUGCGCAAGAAUACUUUUAGAAAAUUGCUGAAAAUGAGUGAUACAGUGAAGAAAAUGUUUGAUAGUGACUCCGAUUUGGAGCCUGAAGAUCUCAAUUUUUCUACUAACAAGAAAUUCGCAAAAUCUUAUGAUCAAUCGCGUCGCAAGGAAUUGCUGAAGAAAUUGAAAUCUCAGGAUUUGGAAUCCGACGAGUCUAGCAGCUCAUCUGAAGAAUCUGAGGAAGAUAAUGGCUUUGAGGAUGAGGAGUUCGACAAGACGUUUUUCAGCACGUUGGCUUCUAUUAAGGCGAGAGACCCUAAAAUCUAUCAGAAGAACGUGGAAUUUUUCGGGGAAGUUGAUCUCAGCACCCGGAAGCGCUCCAAGGAAGACAAACCCAUCACUAUUAGAGAUCUGGAGCGGAAGGUUCUGCUGGAGCAUGGCGGGAUGUUUGAAGAGACGGACGAUAAAGGAAAACGCAGUCUUCCGGUUGUGACUGAGGAGGAAAAAGAGGACAAAAAGUUGUUUCAGCAGUUCUACAGUGACAGCGAUGGCGAGGAGGGAGGCGCAGAGUCCCUGUUCGUGGCUAAGAAGGUGGAAGAAGUGGCGAAAAAGCCUGCAGAGAAGAAAGUUAAUGAGGAAAUUGUGAAGCCAAUCAGUGUCUUCUGGAACGACUCGAAUAUCUCGAAAGAAGAGGCUUAUCUGCGGGAUUACAUCCUCAAGAGGCGCUUCAAGGACGACGGGGAGGAUGGCGAUGCGGGAAACUUGACAGAAGAUGAAGAGGAUCUCGAGAAACAGGCGGAAUUCGAGAAGAAAGUCAAUUUUCGCUUCGAGGAAAACGAUCAGGACUUCAUCAAGAGAUUCCCCAGGACAAUCGCCACGUCCGUAAGGAAUGUGGAUGACAAGAGGAAGAAGAAGAGGGCGGAGGUGAAGGAGCGGAAGACCAGGGAGAAAGAGGAGCGCAAGAAAGAGCUGGAGAAGUUGAAGGAGUUGAAGAGGAAGGAGAUCGAGGAGAAGAUCAGCAAACUCAAGCAAGUAGCAGGAAGUGAGAGAAUCGCUUUUGAAGAUGCUGAUCUCUCGGAUGACUUCGAUCCGGAGGAGCACGACAGGAAGAUGCAGGAGAUCUUCAAUGAUGAGUAUUACGGUGUGGAUGAGGGAGAAGAUAAGCCAGAGUGUCCGGAUAUUGAGGAUUUGAAGGUGAUUGACUGGGAUAACUACGAUCCGGCGGAAGAUGAGGUGGACGUUGAUCCCUCUGCGCCUCACUGUGAUGAUCCUGACUUCAAUAUGGACUGCGAAUACGAUCCGAAGGAGGCGAAGAAGAACUUUGAGCAGGAAAUGAUCGAAAAUAGCAAAUCCAAGAAGCGAAGGAAGCGCCGAAGCAAGUUCGCGGAAGUUCUGAGGAAGGACAAGCCAGUGUUCAAUCCGGAGGAUGAGAAAACCUACUCUGAGUACAUCGAUGAGUACUACAAGAUGGACUGCGAGGACGUGAUUGGCGAUGUGAAGUGCAGAUUCAAGUACGUCGAAACUGUGCCGAAUGAUUUUGGGCUGAGCGUGGAGGAGAUUCUGAUGGCGAAGAACAAGGAGCUGAACAAGUGGGCGAGUCUGAAGAAGGCAGUCCAGAUUCGCCCUAAACAUGUGGAGAUGAAUGAGGUGAAGCAAUAUGAGAGGCGUCGGGAGAAUUGGCACAUAAAGAAGAACAUCCUCAAGAGCGUUUAUGGCGAGGAGUCUGAGAAUGAAGAAGAAGACAAAAACACACCAAUAACUGUGAUAAAACUCACUGGAAGUGGAAAGAAGGUGGAAAGUGAGGGGAAGCCUCGAGAAAAUCCGAAGGAAAGCAAGGAAGAAGCGGAGAAGUCAGUGGAAAAGAAGAAGAAGAAAAAGCCGAAGAAUGUCAAGAUGGAAGUAGUUGAGAAGAAGACUAAGAAGAAGCAGCAGAAGAAAAUCGAUGCUAAGCCACAAGAGAAUGCUAAGCCGAGGAUAACUAAACGAAAAGCAGAAGAAAAUCAGAAAGAGCCACAGAAUCCGCACAAGAAGUUCAAAUUCAGCGAGAAGAAGAAGGCGAAAUCGCAAGUGAUUGACUAUGAAACUGCUCAGGGCAAGUUUUCCAUCAAUGAGAAUCGAUUGAUGGCUUUCGGCAUCAAUCCCAAGAAGUUCCGCAGCAAAGUGAAGUACGGAAGUGCUGAGCAAGGCAACAGCAAAGCCCAACAGUCGAAGUCCAAGAAGAAGAAUCGCAAAGCCAAGUAA